Messenger RNA from Alternaria atra, 1860 nucleotides. RefSeq lists its product as uncharacterized. NCBI's taxonomy places the organism in Eukaryota, Fungi, Ascomycota, Dothideomycetes, Pleosporales, Pleosporaceae. Gene Ontology annotation, molecular function: metalloendopeptidase activity; metal ion binding. The record is from RefSeq and is a predicted model, not a curated record. The transcript has 4 exons. The coding region runs from base 1 to 1860 and encodes 619 amino acids. Gene Ontology annotation, biological process: peptide catabolic process. Gene Ontology annotation, cellular component: cytosol; mitochondrion.
AUGCAGGGGCCGUACGACCGCAGGAUGUUGCUCAGUGGACCAGCCACUAUUAAGAAGUUCGAUGCCGAGCUGAUUAGCGAAGCUAUGUCUUAUCUCCGACCGGACAACUUUAGGAUGACGAUUUGGUAUGGUACAGAGUACAAAGUCGAGAAGAUACCAGAAGACUUCCUUGCCGAGAUGAGAGAAGCAUUCGCGAGCAAGAACUGGCUAGCAGAGUUACAUUUCCUACACAGAAACGAGUUUAUCCUAACCCGACUGGAGGUGGAAAAGAGAGACGUUGGACAGCCGACCAAGGCGCCUAAGCUUAUCCGCCAUGACGACAACGUGCGCGUCUGGUGGAAGAAGGACGAUCAGUUCUGGGUACCCAAGGCUCAUGUGCACAUCUACUUCCGAACGCCUAUCGCUAGCGUCACACCUCGUACCACACUACUAUGCACGCUCUACUGCGAGCUUGUGAAUGAUGCUCUAGCUGGGUGUUUAUACGACGCCGGCUACUCUGGACUGAUGUACAACUUUACUAAUCACAUCGGCGGCCUUUUGAUCGAUGUCAGUGGCUACAAUGGCAAAUUAGAUGUGUUUCUAGGGAAGAUUUUGCUCCAGGUACGGGAUCUCGAGGUAUCGGAAGACCGUUUCCAGAUCAUCCGCGACCAGAUGUUGCGUUACUUACGCAAUUCGGAGUACGAGCAGCCCUCCGACAUGAUUGGCUCCUACUCUGAACAGUUCAAGAGCGAGAAGAGUGUGAUGAACGAAGACCUGGUCCCAGAGCUUGAGAACGUGACCGCGCGUGAUGUCCAGCAAUUCUUCCCGCAGAUCCUAGCGCAAUGUCAUGUCGAGGUCUUGGCACUCGGCAAUCUGUACAAAGAGGAAGCUUUGGAGAUUACCGAUCUCGUAGAGCGUAUUGUCAAGCCAAGGGGACUGCCAGCGAACCAGGUACCGACACCUCGGGGACUCAUAUGGCCAUCUGGAAGCAACUUCAUCUACAAGAAGCAACUAAAGGACCCUGGAAACGUCAACCACUGCAUCGAGUACAGCCUGUAUGUUGGGCACCGCUACGACAGCAUUAUGCGCGCCAAGCUGCUGCUUCUUGGACAGAUGACAGACGAGCCUUGCUUUCAUCAGCUUCGUACCAUCGAGCAGCUCGGCUACGUCUAUCUCGAGGGUCGCAUCGAGAACUUCCUCAACACGUUCGAGCAGACGUUGAACGACAUGAGCGAGGAGGACUUCGAGAGCCACAAGCGCGCCAUGAUCAACAAGAGGCUGGCGAAACUGGAGAGCUUGUCGUCUGAAGCCAACAGGUUCUGGAAUCAUAUUUAUAGUGAUUCGUAUGAUUUCCUGCAAGCCGGCGUUGACGCCGCGACUCUUGAGAAGCUCACAAAGAAGGAUGUGGUCGACUUCUACAGUCAUUACAUCUCGACAUCGUCCUCCCAGCGCUCCAAGCUGUCAGUGCAUCUCCUAGCACAGGCCAAGGCGAAUGAGUCUUCCCUUGGUGAGAAGAAGACUGCCGCUGCCGCUGCAUUCAAGAUUAUCCUCGCCGAACACAAGAUCGCAGCCAACGACGAGGCUUUUCAGACCCGUACCGAAGACGCGUCGUCCAACGAAGCUGCCUCAGAUGCCGUUGCCAGCUAUCUUACUGACAACCUCAGGAUAGAGAAGGGAGUUGCUAACAAGGUCCUUGAUGAAGCCAAGGCUGAGCUGGGUGUCGCAGACUCUGGUCUUCGAGCUGCUCCGCAGGCUCUCGAUGUAUCGCAACCAGUUCUCAUCGAGAAUGUACACGCCUGGAAGGCGAGUAUGCAAGUCAGCUCUGCUGUGCGACCAGUACGCAACCUAGAAGGGUUUCUCGAAGUUACCCCGAAGCUAUAA